AUGGCAUCUACAAUGGCACUCCGGAGAUUGGCUCUCAGUGGUUCUCGAUCCGCUAGGUCGUUCCAUAGCACUUCCCGUGCCUUCGUCAAAGUUGGCGACAAGAUUCCCAAUGUUGACGUCCUUGUUGAGAACUCCCCCGGCAACAAAGUCAAUUUGGCUGAGGAGAUCAAGACUGGCAAGUCUUUGAUCAUUGGAAUCCCUGCUGCAUUCAGCCCAUCAUGCUCAAACUCUCAUAUUCCAGGAUACAUUAAGCACAAAGACCUUAAAAAUGCAGGGAAAGUCUUCGUGGUUGCUGUGAACGACCCCUUUGUUACCAAAGCAUGGGCCGAAUCUCUUGAUCCUAGUGGUAGCUCAGGCAUUCGCUUCCUUGGAGACCCAACUGCCAAGUUCACCGAAGCACUUGACCUAGCCUUUGAUGGUACCGCUAUCUUUGGCGGCGCAAGAAGCAAGCGGUAUGCCCUUGAGGUUAAGGAUGGAAAGGUCACAGCCUUGCAUGUGGAGCCUGAUAAUACUGGUCUCGACGUCUCUGCUGCAGAGAAGCUCGCCCGCAGCCUUACUUCAUACGUGCCUGGAAUCUCGUCCCCCUCCGACGAGUUCAAGCACCUCCUUACAAUCGACAACAUUCCUUCCCAGACGAGGAAGAGAAAGGCGGCUGAGGCGACAGUAUCCUCUGAACAGCCCUCAAAAAGGUCAAGCAGACGGGUCGCCUCAGCGGCAGCAAAAGAGGGGCCCCCCACGCCACUCACCAACGGCACACCCAUGGAUUCAGAAGACGACUUCAUGUCUGGCAUGUCCAGCGACCAAGAUGAUAUGCUGCAGGAGAGCGAGAACGAGGAGGGAUCUGCAGAUGACUUUGGCUUCGAUGAGCCAGAACCCGAUCUAGGCUUCGAGCCGAAGGAUGAGGCACAAAGGAAGAAGAAAUCUUUCGAUAUAAACUUCACCGUCUAUCAUCCCGAAGACAUCCAAGCCCAGCAGGAUGAUCUCAUCGACGAAGUCAAUAUGAUCCUCGACAUACGGAAGGAGGACGCUGCUAUUUUGCUACGACAUUUUCGAUGGAAUAAGGAGCGCUUGAUUGAGGACUACAUGGACCAUCCGAAGCAAGUACUCGAGGCUGCCGGAUUGGGGCCAAGCAAAACUGGACCCCCUAAACUCGAAGUUAUUCCUGGUUUCGUGUGUGACAUCUGCUGCGAAGACGAGGAAGGUCUACAGUCAUUCGCGAUGAAGUGCGGGCAUCGAUUCUGCGUCGACUGCUACAGACACUACCUGACCCAGAAGAUCAAGGAAGAGGGUGAAGCUGCCCGGAUUCAGUGUCCUGCGGACGGUUGCAAACGGAUUAUGGACGCCAGAUCAUUAGAUCUACUAGUUACAGCUAAUCUCCAACAUCGAUACCACGAAUUGCUUACGAGAACUUACGUCGAGGAUAAAGAGUUGAUAAAAUGGUGCCCUGCGCCAGACUGCGAGAAUGCUAUCGAAUGCGGAAUUAAGAAGAAGGAUCUCGACAAAGUGGUGCCUACAGUUGCAUGUGAUUGCAAGCACCGGUUCUGCUUUGGCUGUGCCUUAGCAGACCACCAACCUGCUCCUUGUGAGCUAGUCAAGAGAUGGCUAAAGAAAUGUGCGGAUGACUCAGAAACUGCCAACUGGAUCUCUGCAAACACCAAGGAGUGUCCGAGGUGCAAUUCCACGAUCGAAAAGAAUGGAGGGUGCAAUCACAUGACCUGCAGAAAAUGCAAGCAUGAAUUCUGCUGGAUGUGCAUGGGGCUUUGGUCAGAGCAUGGCACUAGCUGGUACAAUUGCAAUCGAUUCGAGGAGAAGAGCGGUUCCGAGGCUCGCGAUGCACAAGCAAAGUCUCGUGUCUCCUUAGAAAGGUAUCUCCACUACUACAACCGUUAUGCGAACCAUGAACAAUCCGCAAAGCUUGAUAAGGACAUCUAUCACAAGACUGAAAAGAAGAUGAUUCAACUACAAUCCGCCUCGGGAAUGUCAUGGAUCGAAGUGCAGUAUCUCAACUCAGCCUCACAGGCUCUGCAGACCUGUCGCCAGACUCUGAAGUGGACCUAUGCGUUCGCCUUCUAUCUCGCCCGCAACAACCUCACAGAAAUGUUCGAAGACAAUCAAAAGGACCUCGAAAUGGCUGUCGAAGCGCUAUCGGAAAUGUUCGAGAAGCCCGUUACAGACCUCGCCAAUCCGGCCCUAAAAGUUGAAAUCAUGGACAAGACAUCAUACUGCAAUAAGCGUCGGGUGAUCUUACUCGCCGACACAGCAGAGAAUCUUGCGAACGGUGUGUGGUCGUGGUCUAUCAACUUUUGA
Messenger RNA from Venustampulla echinocandica, 2307 nucleotides. Its product is annotated as IBR-containing protein. The coding region runs from base 1 to 2307 and encodes 768 amino acids. The record is from RefSeq and is a predicted model, not a curated record. Gene Ontology annotation, cellular component: cytoplasm; ubiquitin ligase complex. Gene Ontology annotation, molecular function: thioredoxin peroxidase activity; ubiquitin conjugating enzyme binding; ubiquitin protein ligase activity. The transcript is spliced from 7 exons. Lineage: Eukaryota; Fungi; Ascomycota; Leotiomycetes; Helotiales; Pleuroascaceae. Gene Ontology annotation, biological process: cellular response to oxidative stress; ubiquitin-dependent protein catabolic process; positive regulation of proteasomal ubiquitin-dependent protein catabolic process.